GGCGCAUCGACACGCUUUGUCAACUAUAAAAGCGAGAUGGUGGCCAAUAAUUGAUAUCAGUCCCGAAAUAGCGUCUAGCUUAGCCUGACCUAGUCAAAUCACCGCCAGCCACCGUCCCAGCGAAAAUGUUCAAGUUGAUCGUCAUCUCCGCCCUGGUAGCAGUGGCCGCCGCCCAAAACCCACAGGACGCUCAAGCCCAAGUUCUGGCCCAGGAUACCGUCAUCAAUCCGGAUGGUUCGUACCAGUACCGGUACGAAACCAGCAACGGGAUUGCUGCCCAGGAGAGUGGUAUUGGAGGCCAAUCCGCCCAGGGAAGCUAUUCCUUCACCGGCCAGGAUGGUGUUCAGUACUCGGUGAACUAUGUCGCUGAUGGCAACGGAUUCCAGCCCCAGGGUGCUCAUCUGCCCGUCGAAGGUCCAGCCCCAGCUCAUGUUCUCCGCACUCUCGAGCUGAUUCGCUCCAACCCACCACGGGAUGACCCCAACUUCAGCUUGGACGCUUUGAACGCUGCCAUCGCCCGGCUGAGCGGCAAGAAGUAAGCACAAACACACAAACCGGAAACCCUUAACCAGCACAAAGUGACCCUUCUGGUGGAUUACUUUGUCAAAUAGUAGCACAAUUUGACGCGCAUCUGUUGUAAAUAUGUCUCAAGAUUUCAUCCGUCUCACAUAUCUUUGGACUGUCGCCCCUUACUUCGCACCUAGGUAAACGAAUCAUCGAUAGUCGUGAAAUAAAGCGAAACGAACUGUUUAAUUUAAUAUGAAUAUAA
Toxorhynchites rutilus septentrionalis is the source of this 769-nucleotide messenger RNA. RefSeq names its product cuticle protein CP14.6-like. Gene Ontology annotation, molecular function: structural constituent of chitin-based larval cuticle. Bases 126 to 539 code for a protein of 137 amino acids. Gene Ontology annotation, cellular component: chitin-based extracellular matrix. Lineage: Eukaryota; Metazoa; Arthropoda; Insecta; Diptera; Culicidae. The transcript is spliced from 2 exons. The record is from RefSeq and is a predicted model, not a curated record.